Molecule: messenger RNA, 2116 nt
Organism: Alternaria rosae
Lineage: Eukaryota; Fungi; Ascomycota; Dothideomycetes; Pleosporales; Pleosporaceae
Product: G protein-coupled glucose receptor regulating Gpa2-domain-containing protein
Exons: 3
Coding region: 399-1745 (448 amino acids)
Biological process (GO): adenylate cyclase-activating G protein-coupled receptor signaling pathway
Cellular component (GO): plasma membrane
Molecular function (GO): G protein-coupled receptor activity
Source: RefSeq, a predicted model, not a curated record
ACACUGCUCCACUCAGACUAGCUGUUGGCAUCUAUUGACAUUAUUUCCUAUAUCCUUCGCACAUGCCCUAAGCUGUGGAUCUUUCUCGCGGAGAAUACCUUUAGUGUUGACUCCUCCUUUGUGCAUACAACAAAGCCAAGCCCCAUCCCACCUGACCUACUCAACCUGUCUGACCGUUCAACAACGUCCUGUCACAUAGUAGCCUGCUAAUUGGCGCUCGACAAAUCGUGGGGUGAUCACUGGAUCUCACAGGGCACGAGACCGAAAUUGCUUCGUUGCAGGCGCGAUUCGACGUUUUGCUGCUUGCCGGCCAUGGUCUCUGGAUGAGCUGAGAACAGAACUACCUCCGGCCAUCUUAUCGGGCCGCUCCAACACUCAUACGACGAUCCGUUGCAACUAUGGCGCCCUACGAUAUGGCCAUUAUAACCUCCGCCCUGGAAGACCGUUCUCUCGAAAAGCGAUACUCCGCAGUCGAAGACAGCAUGGAUCCGCUCACCCCAGUCUACAGGGCGGGGCUCAUUCCCCUCGGUAUCUUUGCCAUGAUGAGUUUACUAUCAGUUACGGCCCUGCUAGGAUUCAUCACCCAACGAAUGAUCUCGUGGCGGAGACACUACAGACAAUACGUCGGAUAUAACCAAUACGUUAUCCUCAUUUACAAUCUCUUAAUCGCAGAUCUGCAACAAUCCAUCGCAUUCUCGAUAUCCUUCCAUUGGCUUCGAAUCAACAAGAUCGUAGCACCUACUGGCGCAUGUUUCCUCCAGGCCUGGUUCCUGCAAAUUGGCGAUGUCGCAAGCGGUUUCUUCGUCCUCGCAAUCGCGAUACACACCUGGUUGGGCGUGGUCAAAGGAUACAAACUGCCAUACUUUUGGUUUGUGGUGUCCAUUCUUUCGAUCUGGUUUUUCGCAUUGAUCCUCACGGUAAUUGGACCGGCGAUGUACCAAGAGCGAUACUUCGCUCGUGCUGCAGGAUGGUGCUGGGUCUCCCACAACUACCAAAGCGAAAGGCUUUGGCUACACUACCUGUGGAUCUUCAUUGUUGAGUUUGGCACAAUCAUCAUUUACGCCCAUGUCUUCUUCCACCUGCGCGGCCGCAUCCGGAGUAUCAUCGCGAACGACACUAGCAAACUCACACGCGCGACCAAGUUCAUGGUCAUGUACCCUUUCGUAUACGUCCUCCUCACACUGCCCAUAGCUGUGGGCCGCAUGGUAGCGAUGACUGGUCAUCCAAUGCCAGAACUCUUCUACAUUGUUGCUGGCUCGCUUCUCACAUCGUGCGGCUGGAUCGAUGCGCUCCUGUACACCUUGACACGACGGGUUCUAGUCUCUGGAGACUUGAGCACAGGGCACUACAACAGAACAGUCACUGCGACCCUCACGAACGCGGCACGACCAGGCGACGACGAUCAUUACGGCUUACAUUCCAUGAGCAACAAAGAACCCCUCACAUCCACUGCCCGCACCGUCACCAUAGUAGGCGGCAGCAACAGGCUAUCACGAAUAGUGGAUCACCGCCGCGGGCGCAGUUACACAACGCGGUCACGACUCGAAGACACGCUACACGAGGACGAUAGUCCAACACGAGCAGGAUCACAAGAUUCGAUAAUCAAGAACACACCCCAGGGGAACGGCAUCAGCAUUAUCACAGAGACAAGUGUGCAGGUGGAGACUGCUGAGGACAAAGAGUUCGAAGCGGGAAGGCCACGAUCAAAAGACUGGAAUGAUAACUACAGUCGAAGGUCAUCAUGAGACGGUAUACUUUACAUACCCUUGACCUAGUCUUAACGACGUGGUCAUGUUAGUCUAUCCGCAGAAAUACCUGCACUGCACACCGACCCCGUUGUCCCUACCUCGACUCGAUACUACUUGUACACUACCGUUUGUUCAGCACGAAAAGCGUAGGCGUUGGACUGGCGCGACUUACUGUUUCCUUUGUUUCUAAGCUAUGUCGUACUACACUGUCUACCAAGAGGUAGCAUUGAGAUACCCGAAUACAAAUAACAACUACAAUUUUCAACGUACACUCAUCCAACUUAGUCUACCGUUCCACAACAUGUCAGUGUCUGAGUUCGAUGUGAAAGCGCAGUACCGUCUACGCUGGUAGAGGGCAACAGUACUAC